CCAACCGCCCUCGGCCAACGGCCGGCGCGCGCUCCCGGGGCGGGCGGGCGGCGCGAGGGCGCGCGCACGCGUUGCCAAGAGACGCGGGCGGCGGGGGAGGGGGGUUACGUGGUGACGUUAAUUCUAUAUGAGCGCGAGCGGCGGGAGCGCGGGUCCUUUCACCGCCGGCCGCGCGGCGCCUCCGCCUCGCUGCUCCUGAGUCACCGCCGCCCGCGGGCCGCGCAGUGUUUGAAAUCUAGCAGAAUGGCAGACAUAGACAACAAAGAACAGUCUGAACUUGAUCAGCAGGAUAUGGAAGAUGUUGAAGAAGUAGAAGAGGAAGAAACUGGUGAAGAUGCCAACAGCAAAGCUCGGCAGUUGACUGUGCAGAUGAUGCAGAAUCCUCAGAUCCUUGCAGCCCUUCAGGAAAGACUUGAUGGUCUGGUAGGAACAUCUGCAGGAUAUAUAGAAAGCUUGCCUAAAGUUGUUAAAAGACGUGUGAAUGCUCUCAAGAACCUUCAAGUUCAGUGUGCACAGAUAGAAGCAAAGUUCUAUGAGGAAGUGCAUGAGCUGGAAAGAAAGUAUGCUGCUCUCUAUCAGCCCUUAUUUGACAAGCGAAGUGAAAUCAUCAAUGCCAUUUAUGAACCCACAGAGGAAGAAUGUGAAUGGAAAGCAGAUGCUGAUGAAGAAAUUUCAGAGGAGAUGAAAGAGAAAGCUAAGCUCGAGGAAGAAAAAAAAGAUGAAGAAAAAGAAGACCCUAAAGGAAUCCCUGAGUUUUGGCUGACAGUAUUCAAGAAUGUGGACUUACUCAGUGAUAUGGUUCAGGAACAUGAUGAACCUAUCCUGAAAUACUUAAAAGAUAUAAAAGUGACAUUUUCAGAAGUUGGACAGCCUAUGAGUUUCACAUUAGAAUUUCAUUUCGAACCAAAUGACUACUUCACAAAUGAAGUGUUGACAAAGACGUAUAGAAUGAGGUCAGAGCCAGAUGAUUCUGAUCCCUUUUCCUUUGAUGGACCAGAAAUCAUGGGUUGUACAGGUUGCCAAAUAGACUGGAAAAAAGGAAAGAAUGUUACUUUGAAAACCAUUAAGAAGAAACAAAAACAUAAGGGCCGUGGAACAGUCAGGACUGUGACGAAAACUGUUUCAAAUGACUCAUUCUUCAACUUCUUUAGUCCUCCUGAAGUUCCUGAAAGUGGAGACCUGGAUGAUGAUUCCGAGGCAAUCCUUGCUGCAGACUUUGAAAUAGGUCAUUUCUUGCGUGAACGUAUAGUCCCCCGGUCAGUAUUGUACUUCACUGGAGAAGCUAUUGAAGAUGAUGAUGAUGACUAUGAUGAGGAAGGUGAAGAGGCAGAUGAUGAGGAGGGAGAAGAAGAAGCAGAUGAAGAAAAUGAUCCUGAUUAUGACCCAAAAAAGGAUCAAAACCCAGCAGAAUGCAAGCAGCAGUGAAGCAGUGUGUCUGUGGCCUUGAGGAUUACCUGCACUGUAAUAGCCUAAAGACAACUAUUAGUUACUUACAGCCUUAUGUUUUGUAUCUUGGUAGAAUUAAGUAACCAAUUUGUUAAAAAAAGAAAUCAAACACUUAAGAACCAGUUUAAAAUGUAGGUUCAAUCUACCUAGCAUUUUAACAGUAUAAUUUUCUGCCAAUAUGUAGAAUGCAGUAAAUGCCCUAAAGCAUGAAUGUUAAUUCAUUGCUACAUAGUUUGGUUCUUGUGAAGUCUUUGUCAUGUAGCUAUUAGACUGCAGCUGUGAAGAUGAUCAGAACUGUUAACUGAGACCAAUAUUUGUUUAGAGAAAACUCUCUCCUGAAGAACCAACCAAAGUAUUUUUUCAGCCCAGUAGUCUGAACGGGUUUAAGUCUGCUUGCACUAGCUGUGCCUUCAUUACUUUGUUAUAGAAAUGGCAGUGACUUGUACUAACUAGGAGAUGAUGCAUUUUGAAUUUGACUACUUGAGAAGACUAGUAUAACUUGUUUAAUUUCCCAACAAGACCACAUUAAACAUUCAUAACUGUCAGCUUGUUUAUGCUAUGGGUUUUGUAUUUUAUGUGACAUAGUGAUCUACAAAAGAAACCUAGUCAUCAUAUUAAGGUUAUUGUUUACCACAAGGGUUGUGAAUAAAACCUAGUAUUUUCAGAA
Molecule: messenger RNA, 2113 nt
Organism: Poecile atricapillus (Black-capped chickadee)
Lineage: Eukaryota; Metazoa; Chordata; Aves; Passeriformes; Paridae
Product: nucleosome assembly protein 1-like 1
Exons: 15
Coding region: 244-1425 (393 amino acids)
Biological process (GO): nucleosome assembly
Cellular component (GO): nucleus; chromatin
Molecular function (GO): histone binding; chromatin binding
Source: RefSeq, a predicted model, not a curated record